AUGGAAAGCUCAGAAGAUGGUGCUGCCCAUGCGGAGCCUCCUGAUGCUGAUGUUUUGGAGGUUGAUCCAACUUGCCGAUAUAUUCGGUUGCUUACGUCAGAAUUGAUUCUGACCCUUUCUGAUCUCCUCCCUGGACGUCCCACGUGGCGAAAGGUUUUAGCCUUUUACAGAACCCCAGAGUUUAUGGCACCUGAGCUGUACGAUGAGAAUUACAAUGAGUUGGCUGAUAUAUAUUCAUUUGGGAUGUGCAUGUUAGAGAUGGUUACAUUCGAGUAUCCUUACAGUGAAUGCAGAAACUCUGCUCAGAUAUAUAAGAAGGUCUCAUCUGGAAUAAAGCCUGCUGGGUUGUCUAAAAUUAAAGACCCAGAAGUUAAACUAUUUAUUGAGAAAUGCUUGGUCCCAGCAUCUCAAAGGUUGUCAGCAAAGGAGCUCCUGAACGACUCUUUUCUACAAGUGAAUGGUACAGCAAAGAAUCGUCCUUUGGCACUUCCUGAUAUUGUUAUGCCAAAAGAGGGAGCCUUCGGAGAUCGUUGUUUGAUGUCAGAAGGACCUGCUACUGCCCGAAAUAAACCCCUCUCAAUGGAUCUUGAUAAUGAUGGUGACCUGCCAGUUAUUAUGUCUUAUGAUAACUCAGUUGAGGGGAUGUCACACUCUCUGUGCAUUGAAGUUCGAAGGGUAAAGAGAGGUCACUUUUUUCUGUUAAAAGGCCAGGAAAAUGAUGAAAACUCUGUGUCCUUAAUUCUUCGAAUAGCUGAUGAAAAUAGCCGUGUGAGGAAUAUUCAUUUUCUGUUUUACCUCGAUAGUGAUACUGCCCUUUCAGUUUCAAGUGAAAUGGUUGAGCAGCUUGAACUAGCUGAUCAGAAUGUCACAUUCAUAGCAGAAUUGAUAGACUUGUUAUUACUGAACCUAAUUCCAAGUUGGAAACCUUGUGUUCCAGUCAAUCAUCUGGUUCCUUCAAACGUAAACCGAAACUCUGGGGGAUAUCAGAAGGAUACUCAGUUGCAAAAACACGGAGGAAGUGUGGGAUCAUUUCAAAGUGCGUAUGAAUCCCUAAACCAUUUCCCAAGUAUUAGUCAUUUUGAUGGAUCAAGUCAGUCAACAAAGCAAGAUGCUGGUGCUGCCAAGAGUGAUGAGAGAAUGUCUCAUGAUUUUGGUCAUCCACAAACGAAUGUGACAGAAGAUCAGGGUUCUGAUAUGUCAUAUGUUUCUGUGUCAUCUAAUGAAUGGAAUGGUAAGAGGCACUCAAUUAAUUCAUAUAUGUCUGCCGAAUCAGGACCCUUGGACUCUGAUGGAUAUGGAUUGAAGGGUGGCACUAUAGACUAUUUGUCUGGAGUUGAAAUAGAUCCAUCUGCGAACGAAAGAAAUCAAUUUAUGCACCCAACAGAAAUUUCCCUGUUAGAUAAGAAUGAAAGUGAAGAGUUGGCGGUGGAGCUGGAAACUAUUGAACUGGAAUAUCAGGAAGCCAUUAAAGAAAUAUGUAGGAGGAAGACUGCUGCUAUCUUGGAGACAAGAAGAAGGUUGUCAGAUAAAAAAAUAGAAACUGUUGUCUAGCUCAUUUUCAUUCAUUUUCUUGCUAUUUUUUCUCUCUUUUUUUUGGCUGAAAUCGCCCUUGCAAGUGUAUAAAGUUUCUUGAUCUUCUAGGGAGAGAAUUUUGUUUCAUUUUAUUUUGGUUUGACAGUAGGAAGAGAGAGUCAAAUGUAAUGAAAGACAUUUGCUCUGUUUGAAGUAGUUUAGGCUACCCAAUCGCUCAAUGCAUUUUUUUUUUUUUUUGAAAGAGAGAUUACAGUGGAUGGUACAAUGAGUGAUGAAUAAUCUUUUAUGAAGAUCAUUACAAGUAA
Molecule: messenger RNA, 1838 nt
Organism: Carica papaya (papaya)
Lineage: Eukaryota; Viridiplantae; Streptophyta; Magnoliopsida; Brassicales; Caricaceae
Source: RefSeq, a predicted model, not a curated record